Molecule: messenger RNA, 1486 nt
Organism: Paramecium pentaurelia
Lineage: Eukaryota; Ciliophora; Oligohymenophorea; Peniculida; Parameciidae
Source: the annotation of a GenBank genome assembly
AUGCAUCAGGACAAAGGCAGGAUUUAUUAUGGCAGAUUUGUCCAAAGAGAAAAAUUAAGUUAAGGUAAUAAGUGAAUAAUCCUUUUAGGUUCUUUUGGAGUAGUUUAUAUUUGUCAUGAUAAAGUAACAAGGGAUUAUGUUGCUAUAAAAGUGGAAAAAGAAAAUAAAGAUUUAAUGAGUUUAGAACGUGAAAUUUAAAUUAUUGAAGAACUUAGAGGAAUAACAGGUACAUUAAUUAAAUAUUACUUUAAGGUGUUCCUAAGUUAUAUUGGUAUGGAAAUGAGUAUAAUUAAAAUUGUAUGGCUAUGCAAUUACUUGGAAGAGACUUAGCUCAUUUUUAAAAGAAAUUUAAGAAACUGUCACUAAAAACUGUGUGUAACUUAGCUGAAUAAUUAUUAACAAUUCUUGAAGAGAUUCAUAAAAGGUAUCAAAUCAAAAUAUUUUUAAGGGGUGUUAUUCAUAGAGAUAUAAAGCCAGAAAAUAUAUUAAUGGGAAGAGGAAAUGAUUCUUAAUAAGUUUAUAUUGUUGAUUUUGGUAUAUCUAAAAAAUUUCGUAAUAACAAUUAGCAUAUGUAUUAAUCAUUAUUUGAUCUAGUUAAUUCUAAGAAAAUAGGCCAUUUAUAGGUACAACUAGAUAUGCAAGUAUUUCUGCUCAUAAAGGUUAUGAAUUAUCAAGAAAGGAUGAUUUAGAAAGUUUAGGAUACGUUUUCAUUUAUUUAUUAAGAGGUAAAUGAUUAAAUAUAAAUAUAGGGAAUGUACCAUGGUAGAAUAUCGUAUCAUAAUCAGAUAAAGAGAAAAUUAAGUUAGUUGGCAAAUUCAAAAUGGAAUUAGAAUUAAAAGAUUUAUGUAAAGGAUUACCCAGUGAAUUUUAAAGAUAUUUAGACUAUGUUUACAAAUUAAAAUUCACAUCUACACCAGAUUAUAAAUAUUUAUUAGAUUUAUUUUAAAAAAUAGCUAAAUAGAACAAUAUAAAUUUUGAUAGAAAAUUUGAUUGGAUGGACAAUUAAACUAGUUCUACUAAAUCUUCAGAUUAAGCUUAAUAAUCAUUUAAUGAUAUUGAUAUAUCAAAUUUAUAAAGUGAUUAUCUCAAAAUAUCAGAUUUGAAAAAAAGUGAAAGACGUAAAUCUUAUCAAAUAGAUCAAAAUUCUUAAUAAUCUUCAGUGAUUCUUAAUUAUGCUCCAUCGAUAGUAUCAAAAAAUAAUAUUAGAAAUUUUUAGAGAUCUCGAUAAAAUUCUAAAUAAUCUUAUUCCAGAGAAUCUUCAUUAAUUAAAUAACCAUUUGAAUCUAAAUUUCAAGGACCAUUAUUUUAAAAUAGAGAAUUCAGAGAUUUUGAUGAUCUUGAAAAUAGAGAAAAAAUCAAUCCAAUUAAUUCAAUCAAAUUUUCUGAUUUUGAUGAUUUGGAUGAUGAAAUGAAUGAUGAUUUAUAAAUUCAUUAAGGGGUUGGAAUUAUAAAGGUUCAUUUUAAGGAACAUUUAUCGAAAUAAUGA